Messenger RNA from Rana temporaria (common frog), 1193 nucleotides. It is a transcript of the gene UBE2N, whose product is annotated as ubiquitin conjugating enzyme E2 N. The transcript is spliced from 4 exons. The record is from RefSeq and is a predicted model, not a curated record. NCBI's taxonomy places the organism in Eukaryota, Metazoa, Chordata, Amphibia, Anura, Ranidae. The coding region runs from base 81 to 539 and encodes 152 amino acids.
CGUCAGGCUCUCACUUGUACGUGACAGGAGGAUCCGGCGGCACGCAGAGAGAGUCGAGGCUGCAUUCGCUAUAAGAUAAAAUGGCCGGGCUUCCUCGCAGGAUCGUCAAGGAAACCCAGCGCUUAAUGGCAGAACCCGUUCCUGGAAUAAAAGCUGAACCAGAUGAUGGCAACGCACGGUAUUUCCAUGUUCUAAUUGCAGGUCCACAGGAUUCACCAUUUGAAGGAGGAACAUUUAAACUUGAACUAUUCCUUCCUGAAGAGUACCCAAUGGCAGCUCCUAAAGUACGUUUCAUGACCAAAAUCUAUCAUCCGAAUGUAGACAAGUUGGGAAGAAUAUGUUUAGAUAUAUUGAAAGAUAAAUGGUCUCCAGCUCUGCAGAUCCGUACAGUGCUUCUAUCAAUUCAGGCUUUGUUAAGCGCACCCAAUCCAGACGAUCCAUUAGCAAACGAUGUAGCUGAGCAGUGGAAGACAAAUGAAGCCCAAGCUAUAGAGACAGCCAAAGCAUGGACUAGGCUAUACGCCAACAAUAACGCUUAAACUCCUCUUGCUCUUCAAGUGUGCAUCACUUCUUCUGUUCUGCCAAGAUUUCUUCCUUAUAUUUUUUCUUUUGCGUUCAAUGGACACAGUCUUAAAAAGAAAAAAAUUAAAUAAAAAUACAGAUAAAAAAAGCCCAGACAUGGUCAGUCUUUGGUGAUUAAGUGCACAAUAGCAGAUCUCAUGUAUUGUCCUGAUUCACUGUUUGUAGCGCAUGAGCAGAGGCAGUAGAUUAUCAUCAGCAUGUUCCUUUAACAUUUAAGAGGUGGCAAGACCUCUGUAACUUUCCAUUUUAGCAUCAUAAUUUCAGUGUGAGCACUGUGAAUGGAAAUAGUCUAGGGUUGUUGCAGUAUCCUACUUUUUUUUUUUUUUUUUUUUUUUCCUUUUAACAAAUGGAUACCUCCUUUUUAUUAAUUUUUGUUUGAAAAAGGCUAACCUUUCUGUAGUAUGUUGGCCUCCUAGCUCGGUUCUGUAGACAGACAAGCUUGCCCGAAGACACAAAAAAAAGUUGUGAAUCCAGUGUGACCCCCUAUUAAAUUAUAACUAACUUCUCUUUUUGAGUGUUAAACCAUCCAGAGCUUGUGACCAUUUUGUAUGGCUUGUCUUGGAAAUCCUGUAAAUCUUAUGUUUUAGUAAAAUAUUUUUUUUGUUAUUCUA